Molecule: messenger RNA, 1473 nt
Organism: Trichoderma atroviride IMI 206040
Lineage: Eukaryota; Fungi; Ascomycota; Sordariomycetes; Hypocreales; Hypocreaceae
Source: RefSeq, a predicted model, not a curated record
AUGGCGCGUCACUUGCUGUUAUGGACGUCCUUUCUCAUCUCUGCCUCUGUAGGGUGCUCGGUUGACAAUGUUGCAUCCUUAUUUGGAUCUUCGUUGUCCUAUGGUGCUGAAAUAUCUAUUUGCACAGAUCGCAGCUUCAACGAAACGCUGACUCCUCGAUGGGAUAUUUUUACGCAGCCUACCUUUAGCACUGUUAUCAAGCCUGCCACUAACCAAGACGUCCAAAAUAUCGUGAGUCCAAGAGUCAAAAUUGCCGGGCAGCAUCAGAUUCCAUUCUCCGUCACCAGUGGCGGUGGAGGCGUCACCACAACGCUAUCCAAACUGCAAGAUGGAUUGGCCAUAAACCUCGCCAACUUUCAGUCCGUGAGCCUAGACACAACGCAGAACACGCUCACAGUUGGUGGCGGAGUCGUUUUCUCACAGAUUAUCGACGUGCUCUUCAAGAAUGGAAAAGAACUUCCUAUUGCCUCUGUCUCCUGCCUUGGUGUCAUUUCCACCACGUUGGGCGGAGGCUGGGGCAGCCUACAGGGCCUCAGGGGCCUGCUUAUUGAUAAUCUUCUCUCGGUCCAACUGGUGACGGCUUCGGGCGAUCUUAUUACGGUAUCCGCCACGCAGAAUCCAGAUUUGUUUUGGGCGCUGCGUGGUGCUGGCCAAAACUUUGGUAUAGUAACCUCUGCAACCUACAAAGUAUAUGACGCCACAAACGGUGGACAAGUUGUCAAUGCCGAUUUUGCAUUCACAGCUGCCGACAAUGGCUCUGUGUGGGAGUACAUGCAAUCUUAUGAUGAGUCUCUGCCCGCAAAUAUGGCAUUGAGUGGUUUUGCCUUUGCAAACGCCACCACCCGUGAGGCAACUCUGUGGGUGAAUGUUAUCUACUUUGGCACAGUAGAUGAAGCCAUGCCUCACUUGGAACCGCUCAUUGCCAUGAACCCUACCAACAAAAAUAUCUCCAUGGUUCCUUGGAAUGAAGAAAUAAGCCAGGCUUAUUUCGGAGUUGCAGGUAACGCUUGUACUGCCAAUAAUCGCGUCAAUAUCUACCACGCCGCACUGAAACAGACACAUGUGCCUACCUGGGAAAGCUACUUUGCCAACCUAACGCAGUUCUAUCUCGACUACCCGGCUUAUGCUGGCCGCGUGGUGAUUCAGAAAUACUCAUCCGAGGCAGUUGCCGCUGUUCCGGACUCGCAGACAGCAUAUCCUCUUCGCGACACCAAGACCAUGGUUCUCUUUGAGGGUUGGUAUACCGAUCCCACGCUUGACGGACCAGUUAAUUCGUUUAUGAAACAAUCUCGGCAAAGCUUUGCUGCGACAAGUGGCUACGAUAGCCUGUCUACAUAUGUUAACUAUGCGCAUGGCGAUGAAGGGCCUGUUGCUUGGUAUUCCACUCGCAAGCUUACGAAGCUUAUGAGCUUGAAGAAGCAGUGGGACCCAAAGAAUUUGUUUGGCUGGUAUAAUGCUAUCCCAACAAACUAG